GGUCAAAAUAUUGAAAAUUUAUUUAUUCUCCAAUAGAGAAAGGGUUAAAAAUUCACAAAAGCCAAAAUGGCGGCUUUUGAAGAAAUGGGAGUCCUGCCCGAAUUAGGAAAAGCUGUCGAAGAAAUGGAUUGGAUGCUUCCAACUGAUGUACAGGCGGAAGCAAUUCCCCUAAUUUUGGGUGGUGGAGACGUUCUAAUGGCUGCCGAAACAGGAAGUGGAAAAACAGGCGCAUUCUGCCUGCCAAUCAUACAAAUUGUCUGGGAGACUCUAAAGGAUUUGGAAUCUGGAAAAGGAACCAAAUCAUCAUCAUCAGCUCAGUCUUCUCCCAACUGGCUUCUAAGUAUGUUCGAUCGUGGAUCAGCAUUAGCGGUAACUCCCGAUGGAUUACUUUGCCAAAGUCGAGAACCUCGCGACUGGCAUGGUUGUCGAGCAAAUAAGGGAAUUCAAGGAAAUGGAAAAUUCUUUUUCGAAUCUGUCGUCACUGACGAGGGUCUUUGUCGUGUAGGAUGGUCCACAGCCCAGGCUGCCUUGGACUUGGGAACUGACAAAUUUGGUUUCGGUUUCGGUGGCACUGGCAAAAAGUCGAAUGCAAGACAAUUCGACAGUUAUGGCGAAUCUUUUGGCAUGCACGACGUGAUUGGAUGUCUUUUAGAUUUACAAAAAGGCGAGAUUCGAUUCAUGAAAAAUGGUGUCGAUUUGGGAACAGCAUUUACAUUGAAUCCACAGCAAAAGCAAAUGACAUACUUUCCAGCGGUGGUGCUAAAGAAUGCUGAAAUGUCUUUUAAUUUUGGUGCUCAACCAUUUAAGCAUCCGCCACCAAACGAUUUUGUAGCACUAUCGUCAGCGCCUAAGGAUAAUAUUAAACCUAAUCCCAAUAAUACUUCUGGCUCUAAGGGAGAAGAUUCGAAACCAAUGAAUAAUGCCCCUCAAGCAAUCGUCAUCGAACCUUCUCGUGAACUUGCCGAACAAACCUACAAUCAGAUUCAGAAGUUUAAAGGUCACAUUAAAGAUCCGGUUGUUAGAGAACUGCUGGUAAUUGGUGGUGUUAAUGUCAAGGAACAGAUUGCAGUUUUGAAUGCAGGUGUUGAUAUUGUUGUCGGCACUCCCGGUAGACUAGAGGAUUUAAUUCAAGGAGGAUAUUUAUCUCUAACUCACUGCAGAUUUUUCGUCCUCGACGAGGCAGACGGUCUUUUGAAACAAGGUUACAAGGAUAUGAUCGAUAGACUACAUAAGCAAAUUCCCAAAAUUACGAGCGACGGUAAACGAUUGCAAAUGAUCGUCUGCUCUGCGACAUUACACGAUUUCGAUGUCAAAAAAAUGGCGGAACGUUUGAUGCAUUUUCCAACUUGGGUAGAUUUGAAGGGCGAGGACGCAGUUCCCGAGACGGUGCAUCAUGUGGUUGUUAUGGUCGAUCCCCAAAAGGAUAAGACUUGGGAAAAUUUACGACAACACAUUCAGACUGACAAUGUUCAUAUUAGAGAUAACGUGAGACCUGGAAGUAACACAAUUGAAACCCUAUCGGAAGCAGUAAAAAUUUUAAAGGGGGAAUAUUGUGUUCGGGCGAUUAGAGAGCACAAGAUGGAUAGAGCAUUAAUUUUCUGCAGGACGAAAAUUGAUUGCGACAAUUUAGAACGAUAUUUCAGAUUAGUGGGGAACAGGGAUCUCUCUUGCGUUUGUCUGCACGGCGACAGAAAACCAAACGAAAGAAAAGCGAAUUUGGAGAAAUUUAAGAGACAAGAGGUCAAAUAUUUAAUCUGCACUGAUGUCGCCGCAAGAGGAUUGGACAUCACAGGCUUACCUUUCAUGAUUAAUGUAACCCUCCCGGAUGAAAAAUCAAAUUACGUUCAUCGUAUCGGAAGAGUGGGAAGAGCAGAGAGAAUGGGCUUAGCGAUCUCUCUAGUGAGUUCCGUUCCCGAAAAAGUUUGGUAUCACGGAGAAUGGUGUUCGACUCGAGGAAGAAAUUGCAACAACACCAGUUUAACUGAUCAAGGUGGAUGUUGUAUUUGGUAUCAGGAACCUAGAUAUUUAGCUGAUAUUGAGGAUCAUCUGAACAUAACGAUUCAACAAGUCGAAUCUGACAUGAAAGUACCAAUGAAUGAUUUCGAUGGUAAAGUUACUUAUGGACAGAAAAGAUUGAAUCUAGGUUCUGAUUACAAAAAUCACGUACAACAAAUGGCACCGACUGUUGCUGAAUUAGCGUCUCUAGAGUCGACGGCUCAACUUUCAUUUUUAAAAUGGCACAUGAACUUAGUGUGAAUAUUGUGGUUUUUAUAGAAAUGUUGUCCUUUUUUACGAACUUUUAAAGUCAUCUCCUAUAAUUCUUCUAUCAAAAGUUAAUUACACGAAAUACAGAAGUGUAAAAUUAUUAUUUUUUUUAUAUUACAAUAAAUAUAAAUUGGUAAAAUUGUCAAAAA
This is a messenger RNA of Leptopilina heterotoma, 2414 nucleotides long. RefSeq names its product ATP-dependent RNA helicase Ddx1 (gene Ddx1). Gene Ontology annotation, molecular function: RNA helicase activity; protein binding; ATP binding. The transcript has 11 exons. Lineage: Eukaryota; Metazoa; Arthropoda; Insecta; Hymenoptera; Figitidae. The record is from RefSeq and is a predicted model, not a curated record. The coding region runs from base 67 to 2256 and encodes 729 amino acids.